GAACGGAUUUUACCGUGGCAUUUUCCAGGAGAUAACAGAUUUUCGAGACAUCCGCUUUCCAUUCCAUUCGGGGCUGAAUCGGUAUUAUUCAUGAAAUCAGUUUGUUUUCAUUCGUUGCGCGUUUAACAUGCCCGUCUCAUGAAAUUUGGUACUGGGAGUAUCGAAGCUCGGCAACGAGAAACCGGCAUAAAGUAUAUAGUGCGAUUUACAUAUAUAGUGUGUAGUUGUGUUUUGUAUUUGGAAGUGACCGAGGGUUUGAUGAGAUAGAAUAAGUAGUAAUCUGCAAGUGAUUUGAAUGCAUAGUUUAUUUAUCAAAUAUUUCCGAAAAGCACCAGUUUGUUCUGAUCGUGUUGUAGUUGUUGUGAAAUUUCACUCGAAGGUCCUUGAAGGAAAAUGUAAGAAGUGGUGGUUGAUGUGCUGUCAGUGAUCGAAACAGAGUAGUUGAAAUUAAUUUCGAUGCAAUCGCUGGAAGCCAUAAACACAGAUUGAAGGAUAAAUGUACUCCGCACAAAUCAACAGCGCAUCUCACUAGGAUCUAUGGAUUAAUUGCUUUGAAAACUCUAUCACAUUUCUAAUGGAAAUUCGGAAGGACCAUCCAUGCUAAACUUAUUCUUAUGACUAGGAAAUAACAAUGUCCGACUCAAUUUUUUCUGAUCAUCAUCAUUUUUAAGCGUUUUGACAGUGUGAACCAAACAAGCUCAUUGAGUGGACCAAAACCAUUUCUUGGAGAUAUCUUUAUACAAAGUUUUUAAUACAGCACAGUUUUAUAUCUACUUUAUAAAUGAAUGCAAAGAAUCUACAUGCAUAUAUCAUCACGAGUGGCCAAUGUUUCCGAUCUUGUCUAUAAUUUCGAUGCUCCGAAGAAAGUAACCUUAAACGAAACAGAGCUUUAAUAAAACAUAACGGAAUUUAUGAAAAGUAAUGUCAAUUAAACCUGCAUUAUAUAUUAUUAUAUUGCUUGAAGUGAAAGAUAAUUUGGAGGAUUGUUUUUAAGAUUCGAAGGAGUAUGAACAUAUUUAUUUAGGAAUAAAAGUAAAUUUGUAUUCACCUAGGGAAUAUAUAAUGUUAUUUAUAAAUUUGUUACGUCAACGUAGUCCAAUAAUUGUUUAGUGAUAUUUACACGUGAAAAGUAUACCCGUAAUAGAAAUAUAUACACAUACCUAAAACUAUAAAGUAAUAGUAAUGAUAGUUCCAAUUAUCGAACAGUAUCAAUAAAUCGAAUAGGCGGCGUGAUUUAGUGUUGUUCAAGUGGCUACUAAAUCGCAUAUUUUGAAAUUAGUCAAUCGGAAAGUUAUACUAAAAUAAAUCAGUAUGUCUAUGUUCUUCUUCCGACUGCAUAAUCUCCAGCGCGCUGAGGAAACGAAACGGAGAAAGCGUGCAGAGCGCCAGCGUCAGCGACGUGGCGCCAAAGUAUUCAGAUGUGUCAGCGACUCCACUGGCCAUCUGACCUUAGCACCAUCGCGGCUCUUCGAAAAGACACCUAUGAGCCCUUCGGAUAGUUUGGACGAAAUCGCGCUGCAGAUACCAAGAGUUCGUGUCGAAUAUUACGUAAACGAAAACACAUUCAAAGAAAGACUGCAAUUAUACUUCAUUAAAAAUCAGAGAUCAAGUUUACGAAUACGAAUCGCUGAUCUAUUUUUUAAGCUCCUAACGUGUGUUCUGUACAUUGUGCGUGUGAUAACAGAUACUAAUCCGACAUUUGCUACAUGCUCGGGCUGUACAGUUGGCAAUAAGACAGAAUUUCUGGAAUCGGCCUUGUUGACUGAGGAAGCCUUCCAGGAAAAUCCGAUUAUUAAUUGGGAUGCUAUAUUAUGGGUGAAUCGUCCGACAUUUCUAUGGGCCAUACAAUUAGUUCUAGCAUUAGUAUCACUUACCGAGGCACUUUUACUUACAUACUUAGGAUAUAAGGGUAACAUAUGGCAACAAAUACUAUCUUUUCAUUUCAUACUUGAAUUAGUAACGACAAUACCUUUUGCAUUAACGAUACUAUGGCCGCCUUUACGACAUUUAUUCAUACCAGUUUUCCUGAACUGCUGGCUGGCGAAAAGGUCGUUGGAGAAUAUGUUCAACGAUCUUCAUCGUGCCAUGCAGAAAUCUCAGUCUGCCUUAUCACAGCAAUUGAUGAUUCUGUCGGCCACUUUGUUGUGUCUUGUGUUUACCAGUGUCUGCGGUAUCCAACACUUCCAACGAGCUGGCCAUCGCCACCUGAAUCUAUUCCAGAGCACAUACUAUGUGGUGGUGACCUUCUCAACGGUAGGUUAUGGCGAUUUCGUGCCCGAUAUUUGGCCAUCGCAACUGUAUAUGGUCAUCAUGAUUUGUGUUGCGUUAAUUGUCCUUCCUACCCAGUUCGAGCAAUUGGCCUUCACAUGGAUGGAACGGCAGAAGCUGGGAGGAAGCUAUUCGUCACAUCGUGCCCAAAGCGAAAAGCAUGUUGUAGUGUGCUCGACAACAUUGCACGCCGACACUAUAAUGGAUUUCCUGAACGAGUUCUACGCCCAUCCGCUUCUCCAGGAUUUCUACGUGGUGCUCCUGAGUCCCAUGGAACUUGACACGACGAUGCGAAUGAUCCUUCAAGUGCCUAUCUGGGCGCAGCGUGUCAUCUAUAUCCAGGGGUCCUGUUUAAAGGAUGGUGACCUGGCACGGGCGCGGAUGAAUGAAGCUGAGGCCUGUUUCAUCUUAGCGGCGAGAAAUUAUGCCGAUAAAACUGCUGCCGACGAACAUACAAUUCUGCGAUCUUGGGCUGUGAAAGAUUUUGCUCCUAAUGUUCCACAAUAUGUACAGAUAUUUAGGCCGGAACACAAGUUACACGUGAAAUUCGCCGAACACGUGGUAUGCGAGGAUGAAUUCAAAUAUGCACUUUUAGCGAAUAAUUGCACUUGCCCUGGUGCCAGUACCUUAGUAACUCUCCUAUUACAUACCUCACGUGGCCAAGAAGGUCAACAGUCACCGGAAGAGUGGCACCGACUCUACGGAAAAUGUUCAGGAAAUGAAAUUUAUCAUAUCGUUUUGGGUGAUAGUCGGUUUUUCGGAGAAUACGAGGGAAAAAGCUUCACCUACGCUAGUUUUCAUUCACAUCGAAAAUACGGAGUGGCUUUAGUGGGAGUUCGACCAGCGGAACUUCCGGAAUUCUACGAGGAUACAAUACUCCUGAAUCCUGGACCUAGGCAUAUUAUGAAAAAGGACGACACCUGCUACUAUAUGAGUAUAACCAAAGAAGAAAAUUCAGCCUUCGUAGUUAAUCAAAAUCAAACAACGACACCGGAAACAACAAAAGAUGUUAGAACAACAAUAAACAACAACACCACCACCAUGACCACAGUGAAUCCACAAAUGGCACCAGUGCCGUCUGUUUGUGUUCGUGUACCACACAGUCCUAGUUUAGACUCUGGUGCCGGUACACCUAUCAAAAGGCAUCCAUCUGACAGUGAUUUUACAACGUUAUCCGUCCCUACAGAACAUGCAACUUCAGUGGUGGUGUCUGAAUCGAAAACGAACAUAAAGGAAACAGCAACAACGGUGGUGGCAGCAACCCCCACGACACCGGCAACAACAAUAACGACAACAGCACAUUCCACCGUGACAACGGGGAACCACUUGGAUGUGCCACAACAAAGCAAUCCUAAUCUCCUUAGUCCUGACAUUUUGAAUCAGCGAAGAGGCAGUAGACGACCGUCAAUUCUUCCUGUUCCCGAUAUGUUCACAUCGUCGUCAUUUAGUAUAUCGGGCAACGAUGAUGGGGAUGAAGGUGACGAAAGUGAGGACGAGUUGGACGACGAUGUUCCUUGGAGAUCGCCAUCCGAGAAAAUAGCAAUCGUGAAAGGAUUCCCACCUGUGUCGCCUUUCAUUGGAGUCAGUCCAACGCUGUGUUACUUGCUCAAGGAGAAGAAGCCACUUUGCUGUUUACAACUUGCUCAGGUAUGCGAACAUUGUAGCUAUCGAAACGCCAAGGAAUAUCAGUGGCAAAAUAAAACAAUUAUCCUAGCGGCAGACUAUGCUUCAAAUGGGAUCUAUAAUUUCAUAAUUCCCCUCCGAGCACAUUUUCGAUCGAAAACGUCCUUAAAUCCAAUCAUCCUCCUUCUAGAACGUAGACCAGAUGUAGCCUUCCUGGACGCAAUUUCAUAUUUCCCAUUGGUGUACUGGAUGCUAGGAUCAAUAGACUGUUUAGAUGAUUUAUUGCGUGCUGGAAUUACAUUAGCGGAAAGUGUUGUAGUUGUUAAUAAGGAACUAUCCAAUUCUGCUGAAGAGGAUUCAUUGUCUGAUUGUAAUACAAUCGUCGCAGUUCAGAAUAUGUUUAAAUUCUUCCCGAGUAUAAAGAGUAUAACCGAACUGUCGCAAAGUUCGAAUAUGCGCUUUAUGCAGUUUAGAGCACACGAUAAAUACGCACUGCAUCUGAGUAAAAUGGAAAAGCGUGAAAAAGAGCGGGGCUCCCAUAUAUCAUACAUGUUUCGUUUGCCUUUCGCGGCAGGAUGUGUCUUCAGUGCAUCGAUGCUCGACACCCUCCUCUAUCAGGCGUUCGUGAAGGAUUAUGUGAUAACAUUUGUUCGGUUACUUCUAGGGAUAGAUCAAGCCCCCGGUAGUGGUUUUCUCACAUCGAUGAAAAUUACAAAAGAAGAUAUGUGGAUACGCACCUACGGACGACUCUAUCAGAAAUUGUGCUCAACGACAUGUGAAAUUCCAAUUGGUAUCUACCGAACUCAGGACACAUCUAGUGCAGAUGCAUCACAUGUGAGUACUUCACCUGUAGACAAGUGGGGACCAUUUUCAGCUUUUGGGAAACACUGUGUGCGAUUGCGACCGUCGUAUGACGAGGAAGCCGGUACCCCGGAUUCAACUAAGGAUAGCAACGAAGGCCUCCGCGGUGUCACUUAUCGUCCGCCAAUACAUCAUAAAUCUACCACAUGCUUAGGCGGUUGUACCGAUCGUAGAGGAUCAUCCUAUUCGAUAAACAUGACGGAUGAGGCACGCGAUAAUCAUGCCCAGCAAAUUGAACGCGCUGAAAUAGCGAAUCUAGUACGUAGUCGAAUGGAAUCCUUAAAUCUUCCAACAAUCGAUUAUGAUGAUGUUAGCGAAAAACGCAACCAUCUAUCAUAUGUUAUCAUUAACCCCAGCUGUGAUCUAAAAUUAGAAGAAGGCGAUAUUAUCUACCUUGUAAGACCAUCACCAUUUUCGGCACAAAAAACCUUCGAACGGCACAAUUCGCGUCGAAAGUCGAACAUAUCGUUCUGUUCGAAUAUAAAUCUUGGAGCCGCAUGUGGUCCAGGAGGGCCCGGUUCGAGACGUGGUUCCGGUCUAGGUUUAAAUACACUCCAGAGUGUUCAAACACUAUCUGGGUAUGGCACCCCACGUGGUACUCCGCCUAUUACUACUACAUUUAAAUCAAAUUCUCUUUCUCUACCCGACAGCCCUACAGUUGUUGGUCAGGCUCGCGGAAGAAGCAACUCAUUAAGGAUUGACAAUGAUAUUCUGUUACGACGAUCCAGUUCGUUAAGACAGGGCCUACCAAAUGUUGGCGUGAGCGGGAGGAGAAAGUCCUCAUUGGAGGAAAUUGGAAUUAGUCAUUUCACAACACUCAUGCAAGCUACGAAUCACACAAAUCCAAUCAAAAUCGCUCUGAAUGGUAGCAUUGGACUGGAGGUAACACCACCUGAAGAACCACUUCCAGUUCUUGGAGUACCUUGCAUAGGAGGCGUUAAUCCAGCAACGUUAGGAUCAACGCUAGGCGGAUCUUCACUUGGAAUCAAUACUGCCGAUUUAGGUAAUACAUCGCCUUUGCAGGUGCCGCAACAGGAGCAAUCUCAGUCCGCUGCACCAUCGCCACAGCAUCUGCAGGGGACAAUUGUAUGAUACAACCUAAUGUGGGGCCGUAGGCUCCGCUCUGCAGUUUCUAAAAACAAAUGGAUUUAAUAUUAGUCAAAGCAGUCUACGCCAAGCCACAGUAAAAAUAAAAACAAGUAAAAUAGUAACAGCACAAGAAACAGUAUGUUGAGUUAAUGUAGCUUUUAAUCCUUACGAGGUAUGAAUCCCUUUAUUUAGAAAAUUACAACAAAGUGAAAAGCCAUCUUCAGUACAUUCAAGAAAGUCUUAGAAGUUAUAUUUUAAAUAAUAAAAAUUCACAGGUUUCUGAAUGAAAGAGAAGUUAUCCCUUAUGUGAUCACCUACUUCCCUCAGUUUAUCUGUGAGGCAAUCAAGUCCCUUAGCAUUUUCUGCUAGAACCAUUAAUUGAAAUAAUUUAACUAACGACCAAAAAGUCACAAAAGUACCUUUUAUGGUUUUUCUUUCCUCUGAACCAUGUUAACUGUAAACCAUAAAGCUUUACAUUAUUUUUUAACACAUUUUGCCUUUACGAUGUACUUUUUAUGAUCCUGCUUAUUGAAUUUUAUUACUACAUGUAUAGGAUCUUUAGAGUUUAUUUUAUGCAAAACAAGUUGCAUUCCUGCCUUCAUUGUAUAGUCUUCUCAAUAAAAGCAUCUUUUAAAUACCUUCUUAAAAUUGGUAGCAAAAAUAUUAUCCUUUUUUAGAGAGAAAUAUAAUUAAAAAGAUAUAACAUCUGAUAUUCAGUGAAUAUUAGAUUUGAAGCGUUUUGGGAACAAAUUUGUAGAGAUCGUAACGACAUAGAAUACGUAUAACACUUUAAGUAAACUGAAAAGAACAAAAAUACCUUGAAAAAAAACAGUUAGUUACAAGAGAGGAAGUAAAUUAUUAAAAAAUUUGUAUAGAAGUUAUAAAUAUAAAAUUAAAUCAACCAAAUCAAUUGUAUAAUAUUAUAUUAUAGACAUGAAAGCACACAUAUGAACAUUAUUCUAAUAGUAUUUUGUUAUUAAAUUCGAAAAUAUUUCUUGAUUGCAAAAUAUAUGUAUAUAUAUAAUCAGAAAGUGCGAUACAUAUAAAUAGGGAAUUAGUGAAUAGAAUAAACUAAUUUAUCUCGACCUUUAUUCAAACCUAAAAAUUCCUUUUCAUUUCAAACUUAUUUCUUAGCAAUAUCAAAAUAUAUUUGUUAUUUAGUUUUUGUUUAUGAGGUUAUUGUAGGAUAUAAAUAAAUCAAUCUUUUCGUAGCAAAUUUAAAAAACUCUUCAUAGGAAAGGCAACGACACUAGUGCUCAAGAAAAGUCUAUUUAUCAUUUUCAUCUUUGGUUUCCAGUCUCUGAACUUCUUCGCUUGCUCGAAAUCGGAAAAAAAAGAUUGUUCUUAUCUUCAAAUGCAAUCAUAAUUUCCUUUAAUUCAACAUUUCGGGGAUUAAAUGCGUUGUUCCCUUUUUCAUUAGUGUUACGCUCUGCCUUGAAUCUCGCACCACAUAAGCCAAGAAAGCCAUUUAGACAAUUAUGACCUGACCUGAACAUAGUUUGGCCUAAUAGUGAUGGUUCAGGGAAAGUUUCGGUAUAUUCUUCUGUGUUAAUUGGAGAAGUUGCAUUGUCAUUCAAAUAUGCGUAUUCUUAAAAUUAACACUUGGCUAAAGGGUAUAUCAAAAAUUUCCUCAGAUUUAGCCAAUAGUAAGCUGUUUUCGGUCUGCUUGCUAUGAGCGAAGCAUAAAAGCGCAAAAUAGCUUUUUUGCAAGUUAAGUGAAGCAGUAGAAAUACAUUCGCCGAUAUAUUUUCCCCCAUUAUCAAGAAAGCAAAAUUUAAAAAAUUUUAAAAAUUUUACUCUGUAUAAUAUAAUUUCAUCAACUUCAUAUAACUUCUUCAAAGUUUCAUCUCAAAUUUCAAAAAAGUCAAAAUCUAAUUCGCGCGCGUAUCUUGUUGCAUCUCUGUUUUUUUUUUUCAGUUCAGAAGAUUCGAUACUACAGGGUGCGGCAGCAUAACUUCCUUUUUUCAAAACCCAGUAAAAACUAUUGUAUGCAUCGGAAAAUAUUUAUUUAUUUUUUAUAAUG
Molecule: messenger RNA, 7864 nt
Organism: Hermetia illucens (black soldier fly)
Lineage: Eukaryota; Metazoa; Arthropoda; Insecta; Diptera; Stratiomyidae
Gene: SLO2
Product: potassium channel subfamily T member 2
Exons: 29
Coding region: 1312-5844 (1510 amino acids)
Biological process (GO): potassium ion transport
Cellular component (GO): membrane
Molecular function (GO): intracellular sodium-activated potassium channel activity
Source: RefSeq, a predicted model, not a curated record